Messenger RNA from Pseudocercospora fijiensis CIRAD86, 741 nucleotides. RefSeq lists its product as uncharacterized. The annotation marks the transcript as partial. NCBI's taxonomy places the organism in Eukaryota, Fungi, Ascomycota, Dothideomycetes, Mycosphaerellales, Mycosphaerellaceae. Gene Ontology annotation, molecular function: transmembrane transporter activity. The transcript is spliced from 2 exons. Gene Ontology annotation, biological process: transmembrane transport. Gene Ontology annotation, cellular component: membrane. The record is from RefSeq and is a predicted model, not a curated record.
UCGAGUAUUGCUAUGCUCUCGCUAGCAUUCGGGCUUAUCCCAGCAUUUGUACUCUGGUUUGGUCGACAAGAGCGUCUCGGACGGCCUGCGAUUAUCCCAAACUCGCUGUGGAGGAACAAAAUCUUUACCACCAUUUGUGUUGCAGUCUUCCUGACUUGGGGUACUUUCAAUUCGGUUGAAACGAUUCUGACGUUCUAUUUCCAAGACGUACAGCACCUCUCGGCCACACAAUCUUCAAUACGAUUCUUGCCCGCGCCCGUCACGGGCUUCCUCGCAAACGUCGUGACAGGAUUCCUGGUACAUCGAGUCCCUGCAAACUGGAUGAUAUUUGUCGGUUGUGUAUUUUCAGCUAUAGCACCUCUGGUGAUGGUGCCUGCGACCCCGAGUUCGAGUUACUGGCCAACAGCCUUCCUCGCAAAUGCCCUCAAUCCUGUCGGCGCCGACUGCCUCUUCACAAUCUCGAACCUUCUCAUCACUUCGGUCUCCCCAGCCAAGACUCAGGCUCUCGCCGGAGGCGUCUUCAACAGCAUUAGCCAGUUUGGCAAGUCUGUCGGACUCGCUCUCACUGCGGUAAUUGCUGCGAGUGUAACUGCACAGAGCAACAUCGAGGACAAGCGCAGUCCAGAUGCUCUGAUGAAAGGAUACCAUGCCACAUUCUGGUAUAACUUUGCCUUAGUCGUGCUGACACUGGGCGUCAGUAUUUGGGGCUUGAGGAACAUUGGUAUGGUUGGGCAUAAGAGA